Molecule: messenger RNA, 2055 nt
Organism: Solanum dulcamara
Lineage: Eukaryota; Viridiplantae; Streptophyta; Magnoliopsida; Solanales; Solanaceae
Product: scarecrow-like protein 30
Exons: 1
Coding region: 57-2015 (652 amino acids)
Biological process (GO): regulation of DNA-templated transcription
Cellular component (GO): nucleus
Molecular function (GO): DNA-binding transcription factor activity; sequence-specific DNA binding
Source: RefSeq, a predicted model, not a curated record
UCUGUUUUCAUCAAGCAUCAAAAUCCACUACACAAUUCCUCAAAAAAUAAUUUUCUAUGAUGAAUACUACCACUCAUUUCCCAUCUGAUGGAUUUGAAUUCUGUCAUCGUUUCGCUUUGAAGAAUAAUAAUCUCGGUGGCGGCGAUGGAGGAAUUAAUGAUGUUCUCUGCUUUUCAAGCAGACGACCAUCAGAAGAAGAGGUUGUUAUUGGUAGUGGUAGUGAUCGGACAGUAGUUCAAGGGGAUUAUUUCGACGGAGUUUUUAAGUAUAUACAUCAGAUGCUUAUGGAUGAUCAAGAAGAUUUGGAAAAUAGGCCUUGUAUGUUUCAAGAUUGCAUCGCUCUUGAAGCUGCUGAGAAGUCUUUUUAUGAUGCCUUGAAUCCUCCUCCAAUUCAUGGCGAUGGUGUGGAUCAAUUUGUUGAGUCCACCUUUAAUUCUGAUCUAGAAUGUUCGCUUUUUUAUAAUUCUGGUUUAAACAAUUAUCAUCAACCUGCUAGUAUUGGUGUUGCCAAUGGCGGUGAUUUAAUCUCACCGAAUGCAAAAAAUUGUUAUCAAGGUAAUGAUGUCAAUCAAGGGUGGAAAUCAACGUCAGAUGGAAAUAAGAAGCACACUCGAGAAGAAAUUAGUGACAGUUCAAAAGGGCGAAAUUCGAAGCAGUUUGCGAGUAAUGGAACAGAGGAAACAGAGGAUAAAACAGAGGAACACUACGAUAAGACGCUUCUUUGUCCAGGCUUGAAUCCUUCUUUCUAUGAGAAUCGAUCAAAAUCAGCAACAUCAUCAGAUAAUGCAGCAUGGGACAAGCAAAAGAGCUGCCAUAUAAAGCAAUCUAAACGUGGAAGGCCUCGUGGGAGCAAAAAAGGCGUUAAGACGAAUGAAGUAGUUGAUCUUACUAGUCUACUAACGCGUUGUGCGGAGGCUGCAGCAAGCUACAACAGCAAGACAUUCAUAGAGGUUCUCAAGAAAAUUAGGCAGCAUUCUUCUCCCUUUGGCGAUGCUACUUCAAGAUUGGCCUAUUGCUUCGCCAAUGCCCUCGAAGCUCGUUUUGCUGGCGGAGAUGCAACAUUGAUCACAAGUAAGAAAAUAUCAGCUGCAGAUUUCUUGAAAGCUUAUCAGGUCUACAUCACUGCUUGUCCAUUCAAGAGGAUGUCAAACAUAUUCGCGAACAAGUCUAUCGCGAAAUUAACAAGUGAAUCACCAAGAAUUCAUAUAAUAGAUUUCGGGAUCCUAUAUGGAUUUCAAUGGCCUUGUAUAAUACACGGGAUUUCCCUUAGGCCCGGAGGACCUCCAAGUCUUAGGAUCACAGGAAUCGAUUUCCCUCAGCCAGGUUUUCGACCAGCUGAGAGAGUUGAGGAGACAGGACGACGUUUGGAGGAUUAUUGCAAGAGAUUUGAUGUUCCAUUUGAGUAUAAAGCAAUAGCAAAGAAAUGGGAUGAGAUUAAACUAGAAGAUUUGGAUAUCGAGAGAGAUGAAAUCGUUGUGGUCAAUUGUUUGUACAGGCUAAAGAAUGUCCCUGAUGAAACACUAGUAACACACAACAACAAAAAUCCAAGAGAUGCUGUUCUUAACUUGAUCAAGGAAAUAAAUCCUCGUUACUUCGUCCAUGGGAUCGUUAACGCUAUGUACAAUGCCUCUUUCUUCACUACAAGAUUUCGGGAGGCUUUAUUCCAUUUCUCGUCACAAUUUGACAUGUUUGAAGCCACAAUGCCACGAGAAGAUGAAGGAAGGAUGAUGUUUGAGCAGGAAGUAUUCGGAAGAGAUAUCAUGAACGUUAUAGCUAGUGAAGGGGCGGAGAGAGUUGAGAGACCGGAAAGUUACAAGAAAUGGUCAGUGAGGAAUCAGAGAGCGGGGUUCAGGCAACUUGCAUUGGAUCAAGACAUCGUCAAGGAAGUAAAGACCAAGGUGAAAAUGUUUUAUCACGCGGAUUUUCUAGUGGAUGAAGAUAGCAACUGGAUGUUACAGGGCUGGAAAGGAAGAAUCAUGUAUGCACUCUCAGUUUGGGAGCCUAUUCAUAAAUAAAAUCUUGCAUUCAAUUCUUGUAAGAACAUAAAUCAAUGGA